Molecule: messenger RNA, 378 nt
Organism: Lactuca virosa
Lineage: Eukaryota; Viridiplantae; Streptophyta; Magnoliopsida; Asterales; Asteraceae
Source: the annotation of a GenBank genome assembly
AUGUACAACCUACGACCUGCCAGAUCGAUGUUACCAGAAAUAACCGCUUCGAUCAGUGUUUCUGCUCAGCAACAGAUAACAAAGCAACUGCCGGUCGCCGCUAGCUGCCCGACCAGAACCACGGAAUUACCAGUCAAAUCACCACCGGUAUCGACCGGCGACCACAGUUCCUUGAGCCGCCACCGCUCCAGUCUGCACCGCCGAUGGUUGGAACCCAGGUAUCACCAACCGACAUCCGAACUCGGAUGGAACACUUCCCGUCGUCAGCAUCGACAACUGCUGCACCGGUUAACCUCCAGUCAAGGCUUUUUGGCGAGAUGCAUCCCACCACAAGCUUCCGCGUUUUCUCCUUUCUUUGGAAUUCCCUGUGACGAGUAA